Messenger RNA from Calidris pugnax (ruff), 2215 nucleotides. RefSeq names its product Ras-related GTP binding D (gene RRAGD). The transcript is spliced from 6 exons. The record is from RefSeq and is a predicted model, not a curated record. NCBI's taxonomy places the organism in Eukaryota, Metazoa, Chordata, Aves, Charadriiformes, Scolopacidae. Gene Ontology annotation, biological process: regulation of autophagy; positive regulation of TOR signaling; cellular response to amino acid stimulus. The coding region runs from base 49 to 1050 and encodes 333 amino acids. Gene Ontology annotation, molecular function: GTPase activity; GTP binding. Gene Ontology annotation, cellular component: Gtr1-Gtr2 GTPase complex; nucleus; lysosome.
GAUUUCAAUGAUCCCUUCAGUACUGAAGUUAAGCCAAGAAUCCUGCUCAUGGGAUUGAGAAGAAGUGGGAAGUCUUCCAUUCAGAAAGUUGUCUUUCACAAAAUGUCGCCGAAUGAGACCCUUUUCCUGGAGAGCACAAACAAGAUCUGCAGAGAGGAUGUUUCCAACAGCUCCUUUGUCAACUUUCAGAUAUGGGAUUUUCCUGGGCAAAUUGACUUCUUUGACCCUACCUUUGACUAUGAGAUGAUUUUCAGAGGCACUGGAGCACUGAUAUUUGUUAUUGAUUCUCAGGAUGAUUAUAUGGAAGCAUUAGCUCGGCUGCAUCUUACUGUGACCAGAGCCUAUAAAGUGAAUCCGGAUAUCAACUUCGAAAUCUUUAUCCAUAAAGUGGAUGGUUUAUCUGAUGAUCACAAGAUUGAAACACAGAGAGAUAUUCACCAGAGGGCAAAUGAUGACCUUGCAGAUGCUGGAUUGGAGAAGAUUCACCUCAGCUUUUAUCUGACAAGCAUAUAUGAUCAUUCUAUAUUUGAAGCGUUUAGCAAAGUGGUACAGAAACUGAUUCCACAGCUCCCAACACUGGAAAACCUGCUUAACAUCUUUAUUUCAAAUUCCGGGAUUGAAAAAGCAUUUUUAUUUGAUGUGGUCAGUAAGAUCUAUAUUGCAACGGACAGUACCCCCGUGGACAUGCAAACUUACGAGCUCUGCUGCGAUAUGAUCGAUGUUGUGAUUGACAUUUCUUGUAUAUAUGGGCUUAAAGAUGAUGGCACUGGAACUCCUUAUGACAAAGAAUCAAUGGCAAUCAUAAAAUUGAACAAUACGACUGUCCUUUAUUUAAAAGAGGUGACAAAAUUCCUUGCUCUUGUUUGUUUUGUCAGAGAAGAAAGCUUCGAGAGAAAAGGAUUAAUAGACUACAAUUUCCAUUGUUUUCGAAAAGCCAUACAAGAAGUAUUUGAAGUCAGAAUGAAAGUAGUAAGAUCUCGAAAACAUCAAAGCCACAUGCAAAAAAAUAAAAGACCCACUCCCAAUGGGACACCAAGGAUGCCACUGUAACUGGGGUUUUCUGGCGCUGUGGCAAGCAGAGAUUUUGGGAAGUUGAUGUGACUUCUGCAUCUCAUUGCACUGAGUGAAGAAGAAAACAAAUGGGACUGAUGUAUUAUAUGAAUUUUCCCUGAACGUUCAGAAAGCACUGUUUAAAUAUUUUUAUCCAAUCAGUUUUUUUUUCAUAUAGUGAGCACUUUGAGCAAAAUGUUGUAUAUAUAAGCAUUGAGGUGAACACUUGUAAGAAUUUUCUUAAUAUAUGCUGUAAACCUUUUUCAUGCCAUAUUAAGAAAGAACAGCUGUGACAGAAAUACUGGGUACAUAAUUUGCACUUUUUCAUGUUUUCCUUGUGGAGUUGGACUUUGAUAAACUUAGUUUUUAUGGUGAUUUUGAUGCAUGGUGUCAGGUAAAAUGUAUGCUGUAGUUUAUUUACCUGCUACAAUCAAAUUGGUUAGUAAACAAUUAAGAAAACUUGGUACAAUGCCUUUUAAAAUUUGUGACAGCUAAUACCUAACAUUCAUACAGAUCUAAUUUCGUAUAUUUUUCAAUUUGUAAACUGAAGACUAAUUUUGAAGUAUUGCAGCAAUAAGCACCUUACCAGGGAUCAUAACUGGUAGGUUAAUAUUAGCUUUUAUAAAACAGGCUUUUGGCCAAAUUUCAUCCGGAGUUCUCCAUAACACUGGUCGUGCCCUCCGUUGGGUCUCUUUUUAUUAUUUACCUCAGCAUAUGCCACUAAAAUACCUUUCUAUAAAGAGAAUUGUUUUGUAAAAUGGCUCUAUGUUGCACUGGUAUUUUUGUAAGGCUUCAGGAAGAGGGUGUUGUAGCUGAAACGUUGAAUUUACAUUGCUAAGGUUGUUCUGGGAGCCUGCACAUCUGCAGUCGGCGCAGCGAGGAAUCUGCAUGGAUUUCCACCCUGACAUCCUGAUGUACAGAUAGGAAGUCCUAAGGAUGUGAGCUCUGGGCUCCGAUUCCCUCUGACAGCAGUACGUCUGUGACUGAAACCAAGAGGAGACCCUUAAAAUGAGGACUGGACAAUCUACCUGCUGCAGUAAUCGGCGUACAUCACUACUUCUUAUUUUAAUAUUGAACACGGGCAGACAUGCUACAGGAUCAGCCAGGACAGCAGAGCACUCUCAAACUUAAAAAAGAAGUAAAACUUAACUUUCUGAGUUCUGUA